Molecule: messenger RNA, 750 nt
Organism: Lolium rigidum
Lineage: Eukaryota; Viridiplantae; Streptophyta; Magnoliopsida; Poales; Poaceae
Product: probable glutathione S-transferase BZ2
Exons: 1
Coding region: 1-750 (249 amino acids)
Biological process (GO): glutathione metabolic process
Cellular component (GO): cytoplasm
Molecular function (GO): glutathione transferase activity
Source: RefSeq, a predicted model, not a curated record
AUGGCUCCGGCGGCAGUGGCAGCGGCGGGCGGCAACGAGGAGGAGGCGGCGGUGCGCGUGCUGGGCGGGCGGAUGAGCCCGUUCACGAUGCGGGCGCGCAUGGCGCUGGAGCUGCGCGGCGUCCCGUACUCCCUCAUCGAGGAGCGCUUCGAGCCGCGCAAGAGCGACCGCCUCCUCGCCGCCAACCCCGUCUACGGCAAGAUCCCCGUGCUCCUCCUCCCCGACGGCCGCGCCAUCUGCGAGUCCGCCGUCAUCGCGCACUACGUCCACGAGGCCGACCACUGGCCCGCCGCCGCCCCCUCCACCCUUCUCCCUUCGGACCCCUACGAGCGCGCCAUGCACCGCUUCUGGACCGCCUACGUCGACGGCACCUUCUGGCCGGCGCUCGACGCCGCGUCCCUCGCGCCCACGCCGGAGGCCCGGGCCAAGGCGGCCGCCGAGGCCCGCGCCGCGCUGCUGCUCCUCGAGGAGGCCUUCGCGGCGCGCAGCAACGGCGGGACAUUCUUCUCCGCCGGCGAGGCGCCAGGGCUCCUCGACAUCGCGCUCGGCUGCUUCCUGCCGGCGCUCAGGGCCUGCGAGCGGCUCAGUGGCGCCGCCAUGCUGGACGAGGCAACCACGCCGCUCCUCAGCAAGUGGAGCUGCAGCUUCGUCAAGGUCGACGCGGCCAAGGCCGUCCUGCCGGAGACGGACGAGGUCGUCGGGUUCACCAAGUUCCUGCAGGCCAAGUUCGGGGUUGCGCUCCCAAAUUAA